GUCGUCUUAAACAGGUUAGUUUCUCCCUCUGUUCUCAGUUCUGACCGUGACGAUGACUCCGUGGAGCUCCAGGAGCCUGUGGACAGCAGCUGUGGUGCUGCUGCUGGGGUUGCUGAGAACCCCAGGGGCUGAGGGCAGAGACACUCCAAAGGAUUUCGUGUACCAGUAUAAGUUCCUGUGCUACUUCACCAACGGGACGCAGCGGGUGCGGCUCCUGUUCCAAGACAUCUACAACCAGGAGGAGAUCGUGCGCUUCGACAGCGACGUGGGGGUGCAUGAGGCGGUGACCCCGCUGGGGCGGCCGUUCACAGAGUACUGGAACUCACAGAAGGACCUCCUGGAGCAAAGGCGGGCCUAUGUGGACACGCUGUGCAGACACAACUACGAGUUCGAGGAACUUACCACCCUGCCCCGGAGAGUGGAACCUAAGGUGACCAUCUCCCCAUCUAAGACAGAGGCUCUAAACCACCACAACCUGCUGGUCUGCUCGGUGACAGAUUUCUAUCCAGGCCAGGUCAAAGUGCGGUGGUUCCGGAAUGACCAGGAAGAGACCACUGGUGUGAUGUCCACUCCCCUUUUUCGGAAUGGGGACUGGACCUUCCAGAUCACAGUGAUGUUGGAAAUGAUCCCCCAGCGUGGAGACGUUUACACCUGCCAAGUGGAGCACCCCAGCCUCCAGACCCCCAUCUCAGUGGAGUGGCGAGCGCAGUCUGACUCAGCGAAGAACAAGAUGCUGACUGGCAUUGGGGGUUUUGUGCUGGGACUGAUCUUCCUUGGGCUGGGGUUCUUCUUCCGACACCGGAGUCAGAAGGGAUCUUCUGGACCUCCACCAGCAGGGCUCCUUCACUGAUUCCUGAGGAUACUUUGAUGGGGAUUCACUUUGUUCUUCUGUAAUACCUGUUCUUUCCCAGAGUUCUCAUGUCAGUCCUAUCUGUCUAUAUGGCUUUCUGAAAGGCCUACAAUGAUUCCCGCAUUGACCCCCACUUGAGGAAUUGGUUGUGAUGCAAUGUCCUUCGUCCUGGGGCCUUUGUCUGUGUGCUGCUCCCAGAAGCUUCUACACAAGUCCUCAGAGAACUUUAUAUUUCUUUUCUUUCCCACCCCUUAAGAUUGUUCAAAAGAAUUUGUCUGACCACAGAGCUUUUAUCAUAAUUAAAUAAGAUUUUG
This is a messenger RNA of Sorex araneus (European shrew), 1164 nucleotides long. Its product is annotated as HLA class II histocompatibility antigen, DQ beta 1 chain-like. The coding region runs from base 53 to 850 and encodes 265 amino acids. Gene Ontology annotation, biological process: positive regulation of T cell activation; peptide antigen assembly with MHC class II protein complex; immune response. The transcript has 6 exons. Gene Ontology annotation, cellular component: membrane; MHC class II protein complex. The record is from RefSeq and is a predicted model, not a curated record. Gene Ontology annotation, molecular function: MHC class II protein complex binding. NCBI's taxonomy places the organism in Eukaryota, Metazoa, Chordata, Mammalia, Eulipotyphla, Soricidae.